AUGUCCGGAAUUGGAAAUAAAAGAGCAGCUGGAGAGCCUGGCACAUCCAUGCCUCCGGAGAAGAAGACCGCUGUUGAAGAUUCAGGGACCACAGUGGAGACAAUUAAGCUCGGGGGUGUCUCUUCAACGGAGGAGCUAGACAUUCGAACACUGCAAACCAAAAAUCGCAAGCUGGCAGAGAUGCUGGAUCAACGGCAGGCCAUUGAAGAUGAACUCCGUGAGCACAUUGAAAAACUGGAACGAAGACAGGCCACUGAUGAUGCCUCACUGCUGAUUGUCAACCGGUACUGGAGUCAGUUUGAUGAAAACAUCCGUAUCAUCCUUAAACGUUAUGAUCUGGAGCAAGGUUUGGGAGAUCUCCUCACAGAAAGAAAAGCCCUUGUCGUGCCGGAACCAGAACCAGACUCCGAUAGCAAUCAGGAACGGAAAGAUGACCGAGAGAGAGGGGAAGGGCAAGAGCCAGCUUUCUCUUUCCUCGCUACCUUGGCCAGCAGUUCCAGUGAAGAAAUGGAAUCUCAGCUGCAGGAGCGAGUGGAGUCCUCCCGCCGAGCCGUGUCCCAGAUUGUGAUGGUCUAUGAUAAAUUACAGGAAAAAGUAGAGCUCCUGUCGCGGAAGCUAAACAGCGGAGAUAAUCUGAUAGUGGAGGAAGCGGUGCAGGAGCUGAAUUCCUUCCUUGCUCAAGAGAAUAUGAGGCUACAGGAAUUGACAGACCUCCUUCAGGAGAAGCAUCGCACCAUGUCUCAGGAGUUCUCCAAGUUGCAGAGUAAAGUGGAGACAGCUGAGUCACGAGUUUCUGUCCUGGAGUCCAUGAUCGAUGACCUGCAGUGGGAUAUUGACAAAAUCCGAAAGAGGGAACAGCGACUCAACCGACACUUAGCAGAAGUCCUAGAACGGGUGAAUUCGAAAGGUUAUAAGGUCUAUGGAGCGGGGAGCAGUCUCUAUGGUGGCACAAUCACUAUCAAUGCCCGGAAGUUUGAGGAAAUGAAUGCAGAGCUUGAGGAGAACAAAGAGUUGGCUCAGAACCGUCACUGUGAGCUGGAGAAACUUCGGCAAGACUUUGAGGAGGUCACUACACAAAAUGAAAAGCUGAAGGUGGAAUUGCGGAGUGCGGUGGAAGAGGCAGUUAAGGAAACUCCGGAAUACCGCUGUAUGCAGUCACAGUUCUCCGUCCUGUACAACGAGAGCCUACAGUUGAAAGCGCACUUGGACGAGGCCCGGACUCUGCUGCAUGGCACCAGGGGGACCCACCAGCGCCAAGUUGAGCUCAUCGAGCGAGAUGAGGUUAGUCUUCAUAAGAAGCUGAGGACCGAAGUGAUCCAGCUGGAAGAUACUCUGGCCCAGGUCCGCAAGGAGUAUGAAAUGCUGAGGAUAGAGUUUGAGCAGACCCUUGCUGCCAACGAACAAGCAGGCCCCAUAAACCGGGAGAUGCGUCACCUCAUCAGUAGCCUCCAGAAUCACAAUCACCAGCUGAAAGGGGAGGUCCUAAGGUAUAAGCGGAAGUUGAGAGAAGCCCAGUCUGACCUGAACAAGACGCGCCUGCGUAGCGGCAGUGCCCUCCUGCAGUCUCAGUCUAGUACUGAAGACCCGAAGGACGAGCCCACGGAGCUGAAGCAAGAUCCUGAGGACUUACCUGCCCAGUCCUCUGCAUCGAAGGCAUCUCAGGAGGAAGUCAACGAAAUUAAGUCCAAACGGGAUGAGGAAGAGCGAGAACGAGAAAGGAGGGAGAAAGAGAGGGAGCGAGAAAGAGAGCGGGAGAAGGAAAAGGAGAGAGAACGAGAGAAGCAGAAACUAAAAGAGUCAGAAAAAGAAAGAGACUCUGCUAAGGACAAAGAGAAAGGGAAACAUGACGAUGGAAGGAAAAAGGAAGCAGAAGUUAUCAAACAAUUGAAGAUUGAACUCAAGAAGGCACAGGAGAGCCAAAAGGAGAUGAAACUAUUGCUAGAUAUGUACCGCUCUGCCCCAAAGGAACAGAGAGACAAAGUUCAGCUAAUGGCAGCUGAGAAGAAGUCUAAGGCAGAGUUGGAAGACCUGAGGCAAAGACUCCGGGAUCUAGAGGAUAAGGAGAAAAAGGAGAAUAAGAAAAUGGCUGAUGAGGAUGCCUUGAGGAAGAUCCGGGCAGUGGAGGAGCAGAUAGAGUACCUGCAGAAGAAGCUGGCCAUGGCCAAGCAGGAGGAAGAGGCUCUCCUCUCUGAGAUGGAUGUUACAGGCCAGGCCUUUGAAGACAUGCAGGAGCAGAAUAUCCGUUUAAUGCAGCAGUUGCGGGAGAAGGAUGAUGCAAAUUUCAAGCUCAUGUCAGAACGUAUUAAGUCCAAUCAGAUCCACAAGUUACUUAAAGAAGAGAAGGAGGAGCUGGCUGACCAGGUUUUGACUCUAAAGACUCAGGUUGAUGCUCAGUUACAGGUAGUAAGGAAAUUGGAAGAGAAGGAGCAUCUGUUACAAAGCAACAUUGGCACAGGGGAGAAGGAACUGGGUCUUAGGACUCAAGCCUUAGAGAUGAAUAAACGCAAGGCGAUGGAGGCAGCCCAGCUUGCAGAUGACCUCAAAACACAACUGGAAUUGGCUCAGAAGAAGCUACAUGAUUUUCAGGAUGAGAUUGUGGAGAACAGUGUCACCAAAGAAAAGGACAUGUUCAAUUUCAAACGAGCCCAGGAGGACAUCUCUAGACUUCGAAGGAAGCUGGAGACCACAAAGAAACCAGACAAUGUACCCAAAUGUGAUGAGAUCCUGAUGGAGGAGAUUAAGGAUUACAAGGCACGCCUGACCUGUCCAUGUUGCAACAUGCGUAAAAAGGAUGCCGUACUUACCAAGUGUUUUCACGUGUUUUGCUUUGAGUGUGUGAAGACACGCUAUGACACCCGUCAGCGCAAAUGUCCCAAGUGUAACGCUGCAUUUGGUGCCAAUGAUUUCCAUCGCAUCUACAUUGGUUGAGCCAAGCCAAGAGAAGAAGAGGGAAUGGCUAGACAGGCACCUAUUCAGUAACCAUCAAACCUCUACCUCUUCUCACCUUGACUGUCACCUACGGGGCAGUUUAUCUGUCAACUACCUUUCCUUCACAGACUUUACGUCCAGGUUCUCCUCCCUAAUAUAGCUACAUGACUUCAGGGAAAAGGACUGGUAAAGGCAAGUCUUGGGUUUUAGAAUGAAUUAGAAAUCUCUUAUUUGUCUUCCCCACCAGCUUGUUUCUUUCCUGCUUUUAAAUUUUUCAGCAUU
Messenger RNA from Puma concolor (puma), 3210 nucleotides. The record is from RefSeq and is a predicted model, not a curated record. Lineage: Eukaryota; Metazoa; Chordata; Mammalia; Carnivora; Felidae.